Nicotiana tabacum (common tobacco) is the source of this 552-nucleotide messenger RNA. The record is from RefSeq and is a predicted model, not a curated record. NCBI's taxonomy places the organism in Eukaryota, Viridiplantae, Streptophyta, Magnoliopsida, Solanales, Solanaceae.
UCCACCAACUCCUCUGCCAAUUGCCAAAUUUUCUCCCUGAUUAUUUAUUUAUUUAAUCAUUAAUAACUAUUUAUAGCUUCCAGCUUUUUGCAUAAUUUUUUAAAGCUUUUAGCCUAGCAAAAGAGAGAGUGUGUGUGCCGCACUUACAGAGAGGAGCACUGCUUUGAGUACUUUAAAAGAUGGCUACCAAGUUGGGGGCUUCAAGGGCUGCUUCAUACCUCAGGGUAUCAACGUUUCACAGAGCAUUUGCUACUGUUGUCAAGGAUUUGAAGUAUGCAGACUCUCAUGAAUGGGUCAAAGUUGAUGGUAGCUCUGCCACAAUAGGCAUCACAGAUCAUGCUCAGGAUCAUUUGGGUGAUGUUGUGUAUGUUGAAUUACCCGAAGUGGGGGCUUUUGUUACUCAAUCUGGCAGUUUUGGCGCUGUUGAAAGUGUCAAGGCCACCAGCGAUAUCAAUUCUCCAGUUUCAGGAAAGGUGGUCGAAGUUAACGAGAAGCUCAACAACACUCCUGAUCUGGUGAGUUUCCGAGUUCUCUAGAUUAUUUUCUUUCAUU